AUGAAGACGGCAACCUCAACAGACAAUAUAAUUCCAACUUCUCCUAUUGAUUCCUUACUCAUUAAUAAGAAUAUCUUGCCAGAUAACAUACAAGGUUUAAAACAUAUCAUUAAUAAUGUCUCCUUGAAGAGACCUGCUCUUAAAACUGUCGAUUCACAUCAAGAUAUAAAUAAUAUUGAAACAAUGCCAAUUGAUUGUUUGGAAAACUAUUUAAAAGAUUUAAAUCGUUUAAUCAAAUUACAACAGAAAUUAUAUUAUCAAAAUUUACAGACCCCUCGAUUGCUAGGACCAAAGCAUUUUAAACAUUUAAAGUUCCCUGAUGAUAUGAUAAAUUUACGAAAGAUUUCCUAUAAUUUGGAAAAAAUAGUGUCAUACCGCAAACUAAUAGAUAAAGAAGACGGAAAUGCCAGAUCUCAUGAUUACAUCAAUGAUAUUUCACAGUAUUCAUCUGUGUUGGAUCAACAAAAAUUGAUUUCUAUUGCUAAACAGGAAAAUUUGGAUAAACUAAAUGAGGAAGAUGCCACUUUGUUGAUUGCAAAUAUCCAUGGGAUUGAUUCGAGCCUUGUAAGGGAUCUAAAAUGUAAUAAUUUGUAUAUUAAUGGGAAGAUUCACUUUGAUCCAGAUUAUAUAAAUAUGAGUGAACUCAAAUCAAUUUGUAGAAAAAUAGAUAAACCUUUAUUGAGAGAGAAAAGCAAUAAUCUAUCAUGGCCUUCUAGAAUGAGGAAAAAGAAACAUAAAUCCAAAAAUAGCGACAAUAAUGAAGAAAAUAAUACAAACAUAGAUACAGACAUUAAAGAAAAGCAUCCUUCAUAUAAAUUUCAUAAUAUUCCAUUAUUUAACUCCAUUUAA
Arxiozyma heterogenica is the source of this 849-nucleotide messenger RNA. RefSeq lists its product as uncharacterized. The record is from RefSeq and is a predicted model, not a curated record. NCBI's taxonomy places the organism in Eukaryota, Fungi, Ascomycota, Saccharomycetes, Saccharomycetales, Saccharomycetaceae. The coding region runs from base 1 to 849 and encodes 282 amino acids. The transcript has a single exon.